AUGAGCCAGCGAACGAAUGGACACCUCAGAAAGAAGGAUCCCCCGGAAGAAGAGCACCAAACAGACGUGCUCAUUGUUGGGGCAAGCACAGGGGGCCUUCUGCUCUCUCUCGACCUCGCACGAAAAAAUGUAAACCACUUGGUGAUAAAUUCGUUUGACAAAAACAAAGAAGAAAUAAACGGAGAAGACAUAAAUGAGCAAUAUUUACUCUAUCCAAGAACGCUGGAAAUUCUCCAUGAUUUAAAUAUCCUGUCAGAGGUACGAAACAAAAGCUUAAAAUUGACAGGCGUUAGUUUCUACGUUGGAAGUAAAUUAAUAAAUAAAACGGACAAAACUUUUUUUCAAAAUUGCAAUGGAUCAACAUCGUAUAUGUUAAGUAUAAGCAAGACCACGCUGAAUAAUAUCCUGAGAAAAAAAUUGGCUUCCAUCAAUUCGGAUGUCGUGCAGGAUGGCACCAUUCUCUGGGGGCUCAGUCAGAACACUCCAUCCACGUACACAAAGGAGAAAAGGUACCGUAAAGAUAAGAGUACCACGAAUAUGCACGCAUAUUUGCACCAUCAACAGGCAAAAGAAAAAGUGAAAGGGAGAAGCAGGAAUAAAAAUAGAAGUUGCAACGACGUGAAAAAGAUGUACACCUUACCCUCACUGCUUAAGAGAAGACAAGAAAAAGCGGGUGACGACAUGAACGGCCAUUUGGGUGAGGAAAAAAAAAAAAAAAAAAAAUUCACUCCGAGGGGAAGCCAACAAAGCUCGUCCAUCAGCAGCUGUAGCGACCACAACGGAAAUUACACAAAUUGCUUGCAAGCGAAUUCAGAAAAUUCAUUGGACAGAUACGGAUUUCAGAACUCAUCUAUCGAUACGGGUUCCAGUUUUUCGACGACCAUCUAUGGUAACCACUCUGGGAAUAGCACCUGCGAAAAUGGCUUCUUUCAAGGUUCAUCAGGUUCUCCCCUAAACAAAAUCCUUAAUGAGGUUCAUAGUGCACCUACGCCUACGGUGCAUGUACGGGUGUUAAAGAACACAAAAAGGGAGACAAUACAUUAUACAGAUAAUUACAUAGAAGUGGCUCAUGGUCGUAAAAAAAAAAACGACAGACAAAUGCACAGUCCUGAUGAAAAUAUAAUGGGAAAAACACUGUGGAGAAAGGGUUUAUUUUUUGGCAACGAAAGGGGUAAGAAUGGCCUACUGGAAAAAAAUGCACACGACUAUUUAUCCCGAGAAAACUCCACAAGGUGUACACUAAGGGGGGCUCCAAGUACCUCCCACACACACCAAAAAGAGAAAAAAAUAGAAAAAUCACACUACUGCUCAAUUAGCAGUAAAUUUAUAGUUGGCGUUGAUGGAAGAAAAUCUUCAAUCAGAAAACUAGCAAACAUAAAAAUGGACGAAAAGGCAACUCACCCAAUCGAGUACAUAUCUGUAGAUGUGUGCGCCAAGUGGAACAUAGAUAUGAGCCACUACAAUUUGACCCUCCUUCAGUCGGAGCAUGGCUUGGCCACAUGUUUUCCCAUUCUCACUGACAUGGUAAAUAUUUACGAGCAAACAUUUUUCUGCAAUGACGAAGCAUUUGCGCAUGUGAUUGAAGGAACAGAGGAAAAGUACAACCUUGAAGGGAACCUCCGGCAAGGGUGCUCUUCUCUUAAAAUGAUGCACCCUGUUGAAAGGGCACCUCGUUUGUUUGGGGGGAAACCCACAGAAGAGCGAGACGCAAGGAGGCAGUCUCGUCUACCUGGUGAACCCGAUCAAUCACCUGAAUCGUAUCAACCGUGUGAACUACGUCUACUGCGAAAUGGCCUCGCCAGGAGAAACGCCAAGGAGGGCCCUCACCAGGGCGAAAGCAGGAGGGGAACCAAUCAAGGGGAGAAUGAAGAUUUGUCCAAAUGGGGAAAUGUAGUCACCGAAGAGGGGAAUUCUAAAAAGGAAUCAAAAGGAAGUCCACGUGGAACCGUGGAAGAUGAACCUGUGCAAACCACCAUGGGAAAACUUCUACGUGACCCCCACCAAAGGGUAAAAGAAGCGGGGAUUACAGACCCACAUAGAUUAGAUCACGAGACAGGUGCAUUAUCCCCAUAUGAAGAUACACCCAAUUUAAUUACACCAAGUGGUGAGCAUCCAGAUAAACCAACGGAUAAUAGGAUUGACUGGAUUGAAUCCGCCUCUAGUGCCACAUCAUCAGAAUGCCUAUCCGCAAGGGAACCUCAAAAUAACCACACCGAACGAACGAACAACCUAUCAAGGGGAAGAAAUCCACGUGGCAUUUCUGACAACUCCGUUUUAUCAGAAGAAAUUUGCAUUGCGGAAGACCCCUCUGGGUGGGGCGAAAAUGGAACACAGGAGGGGUACCUCGUUAAGUGUCAUCAGGUUAAGGCUAAAACGGAUGGGGACAAAUGGAGGGAAAGGUACGUAGGAAAUAUGGACAGAAGAAAUCUCAACAAACCAAAGGAUGAGAAUAACAUUGAGGGGAGAGAUGCAUCUGCUCGGGGGCGCGAAUCCAAUGCAGCGGUCCAUUCAGAGGGCAGCAGAACCAGGUCACAGGGUAGUGAUAGAAACAUAGGAGCAAAACAACAGGACAACAGUGCUAUUGGAGAAAAUACAAAUGAUGAGAGUGAUUUCCUAAAGGAAGUGGAAAAUAAAUGUGCGAACGGAAAAGUGAGGAAGGCAUUUUUCGAGGGUGAGGAACUGUGGGGAUGUCCCUGUGAAGGUAGCCCUGAAAUGUGUACCACGAAUGGAACUCCCCCCAAAAGGAAGCGGUUCAUCACAAGCAAUCAUUCAAGCGAUCAUUCGAAGGACCAUUCGACUGACCACUCGAACGACCACUCGAACGACCAUUCGAACGACCAUUCGACCAACCAUGCGAGUGAUAAUGUGAACGUGUUCUCCGACGCAGUGAGCAACAACUCAGGGUGCACCCAUCCACCCCGUAAUUCCCCCCUUAGAAUAGGCAGGGGGGGCUACAACUGGCACUUGACCAUAUGCAGGAGAGCAAACAAACACCCACAUGAAGUAGUAACCUCUCGAGUGAAACAGACAAACGAAUUGAACCACAUGGAGGUUAUUCACCUGAUCGAAAAAAUAUUCCCCAAAGUAAAAAUAUUUUAUAUAUACAAUUUGAAGAGAGGAAUUCAUAGAGACCAAAUGUGUCAACAGUUCUAUAGACAGGGAAUCAUCCUAGCAGGGGAGUCCAACUGUCUGUACAACCCCCUGUUUAACAUAAGCAUUAAUUUGACUGUACAUGAUGUAUACAGCAUUGGAUGGAAAUUGAAAUAUCUCAUUGCUUAUAAUUCAUCUCCCAUUUUAUUGGAGGCAUAUCAGAAGGAGAGACAGUACAUUUCUCAGAAGGUCCUAUCAUGGAGUAGUGAAAUGAUUAAUUUUUUUUUUUUUUUGAACAAUAUAGCUAGCUACUAUUUUGCCUCUCUCCUAAAUUGCUGUGUGAGGACGAUUAGCAGGUUCACUUCGACUUGGAAUCUUUUGGAUAUGGUUUACAAAAAAACGUUUUUGCUCCAAAAUGACUACUACAGAUUAGGCCUUGUACACACGUCAGCUCAACUGACAAGCAGGGAUUUCAUGUGUGCAGACCGGCCAAGGAAUUGCGUUCUUAGAUGUGUUACCAUCUACAGUAACACUUAUCAGGAAGAUAACACUGUUCGCUUGUAUGACUACCUGGGUGGACAUGCACAUACCUUAAUUUUGUGUAUAUGCCAAAUGGACCCCUCCAGAAUUUGUGCUUGUAAAAUGGAUUUCCCAAAGCGAUGCCCCGAUAUUAUGAACUCGUUUUCCUUCAAAAGGGAGGCAGGAAGUUUGCCCCAUGGGUACUCCCACGGUGGUUACUCCAACCUUGGUUGGUCCAACCACCAUGCGGAUGCCUUUGACAAGUUGAAAAAAAUUGGCAGACUGACUUAUGGCGCUAUGGCCAGGGGCAGGCGUGGCUCACCGCUCAGCAUCCUCUGGGUUGUGUGCGGUGAACAAAAAAACGAGUUCGCACGCAGACACUCUAUCGUUAGUGCGGGCACCGACACGAACGCCAGUAUCCCCAGGAAUGGAAAGCUUCUCUCAGCCAUCCUUUCUAUUGUAUGCCCCCAGAUAAUGCACAAAGGUACUAUCCAGGGUAGUAACUCUCCGCUGAGUGCCCUUCUUACCGAAAUAAGGGCCACCAAAAACUUGGGCAAACAAACAAUCCUCUACGAUUUCAUGAGCGACUUCCAGAGGCAGUUAAACAUCAAGUUAGGUGCGCCCUGCGUUCCCACCGAUUUGUGCAGAUCCAGAUCAGCCAUGUAUAUUUUUGUUCGUCCCGAUAUGCACAUAACACACAUGAAUUAUGUGAACGACGAGAAUGAGGUUACAGCCUUCCUCGAUUACGUGUACAGCUUUUACGGCUAA
Messenger RNA from Plasmodium knowlesi strain H, 4377 nucleotides. RefSeq names its product conserved Plasmodium protein, unknown function. NCBI's taxonomy places the organism in Eukaryota, Apicomplexa, Aconoidasida, Haemosporida, Plasmodiidae. The transcript has a single exon. The coding region runs from base 1 to 4377 and encodes 1458 amino acids. Gene Ontology annotation, molecular function: FAD binding. The record is from RefSeq and is a predicted model, not a curated record.